AUGCUCCGAGCCUUGUACUUGAUCUUCCUUUUGGUGCUGUAUGUUUUAGGAGGCUCAGUGGUUCUAGCAAAUGAUAAGACAUUCAAGGAAGUAGUUCACGAUUCCAAUAAGUACACAUUUGUGGAGUUUUAUGCCGACUGGUGCCGCCACUGCGGUAAGCUUUCACCAGUUUUGGACACUGUUGCUAGCAUGUUUGACAAUGAACCUAACGUCCAAAUAGUUAAGGUCAAUGGUGAUAAGGAUGGUCGUAAAAUGUCAAAGAAAUACGUUCUUCAAGGCUACCCAACUAUGUUGUUCUUUCAUGGAGACAAUGAUCCAGUAGAGUAUAACGGAGGACGAGAUGAAAUCUCGAUAAGCAACUUUAUCCAACAGAUGUCCAAUAUUCGCUUGGGCGACAAAAGCGAACAAGAGGGCGAUGAAAUUUCCAAGUUGAUGCGUAUAUCGGACGAGAACAUCGAGGCUCAGGUGCUUCAUUCACCAUCCAAAACACUUGCUUUGUUCACCUCAUCCCAUUGUAAAAGCUGUACUCGCGUACGAGCCGACUUUGAGAACCUAGCCACCUGGUAUGCGAGAGACAAACAGGUAAUUCAGUUCGCCGAAAUUGAUCUCGAUAUCAACUCCGACAAAAUUCAAGAGCAGUUUUCUAUAACUUCUGCGCCAGCCAUUUUACUUUUUGAUCCCGAAUACGUCAAUGAAGAUGGAUUGAAGGCCCCGCAGUUGUAUUCUGGUCGCUUUGAUGUAUCUUCCAUCAAUAACUAUAUCAAUGGAGUAACCGGUAUCUCGCGAACGAAUGAAGGAAAGUUGACAAAUGAAGCCGGUAUUCUCACUCAACUUCGAGAAAAAGUCAAAUCUCUUAAUUCUCUGGAUGACAAAGUUGCCGCUGGAAUGUCCAUCUUGAGUGAUAUUCGAACCUUGACAGCGCAGGUGGGACCUGUGGAUACCCGCAUGCUUCCUUACUACAGACAUUUGACCAUACAAGCCAUGAAUGGAAACUACGAUCAGUUUCAAGCUGAAUUUAAACGACUUGAAACCAUUGCCGAUUCUAAUGAAGGUAUUAAACUUAUGUUAAACGUGCUUCAAGAGUUCUUGAGCUGA
Molecule: messenger RNA, 1095 nt
Organism: Meyerozyma guilliermondii ATCC 6260
Lineage: Eukaryota; Fungi; Ascomycota; Pichiomycetes; Serinales; Debaryomycetaceae
Exons: 1
Coding region: 1-1095 (364 amino acids)
Biological process (GO): protein folding
Cellular component (GO): endoplasmic reticulum
Molecular function (GO): protein disulfide isomerase activity
Source: RefSeq, a predicted model, not a curated record